AGCAACUGCUCAACGCCCUCGACCACAGCAACCAUGGAGAACGGCGGCAUCUCGCAAGCCGAGGGCAAGGACCCCUCCAGCUUCCUCAGCGACAUUAUCGGCAACUCUGUCGUCGUCAAGCUCAACUCGGGCGUCGUCUACAAGGGAGAACUGCAGUCCGUAGACGGAUACAUGAAUAUUGCGCUGGAAAAGACGGCGGAAUAUGUCAACGGCGUCAAGCGGAGGGAGUAUGGAGAUACCUUUGUGCGAGGCAACAACGUCAUGUAUAUCUCAGCAGACUCAUAAUUACGAGGAGGAUAAUUGCAACGCAUUCAAAACUACUUAAUACUCAUGUCUCCUUUUGCUAUAUGAAUAUGAUAUACGAUGAUUCUAUGGAUACACAGAGAUAUCCUGCUC
This is a messenger RNA of Trichoderma virens Gv29-8, 396 nucleotides long. RefSeq lists its product as uncharacterized. Gene Ontology annotation, cellular component: U6 snRNP; U4/U6 x U5 tri-snRNP complex; nucleolus. The record is from RefSeq and is a predicted model, not a curated record. Gene Ontology annotation, molecular function: RNA binding. Gene Ontology annotation, biological process: maturation of SSU-rRNA; mRNA splicing, via spliceosome. The transcript is spliced from 3 exons. Bases 34 to 285 code for a protein of 83 amino acids. Lineage: Eukaryota; Fungi; Ascomycota; Sordariomycetes; Hypocreales; Hypocreaceae.